This is a messenger RNA of Ceratosolen solmsi marchali, 483 nucleotides long. It is a transcript of the gene Rpp21, whose product is annotated as ribonuclease P protein subunit Rpp21. Bases 16 to 483 code for a protein of 155 amino acids. The transcript has 5 exons. The record is from RefSeq and is a predicted model, not a curated record. Gene Ontology annotation, biological process: tRNA processing. NCBI's taxonomy places the organism in Eukaryota, Metazoa, Arthropoda, Insecta, Hymenoptera, Agaonidae. Gene Ontology annotation, cellular component: nucleolar ribonuclease P complex.
AAAAUUCAAUAUACAAUGAAAAAGCCUUCGGCUAUUAAUGAAAAACUUUGCCAAGGUAAGGACGUAUUUGAGAGAAUGAAUUAUUUAUACCAAGCAAGUUUAUUUGUAUCGUCACAAAAUAUCUCUUUGGCAUCAUAUUACAGUUCUAUUUUAUCAGGAUGUGCCAAAAAAGCUGUACUUAGAAUAGAACACAAUGUCAAACGUUCUAUAUGCAAAGUAUGUGAAAGUCCGUUAAUACCUGGAAAGACGGCUAAAGUGCGUUUAAUGGCAAAAAAACAGAAAAUUAUUAAAACUAUAUGCUAUGUAUGUAAAACCAUAAAGAGGAUACCAAUAAAAAAGAAACAUACCCUGUGGUUUGAUCAACCUGAAUCAUUAAUAGAAAUAUUUGAUUACAACUUAAAGACAGAAACAAAUAAUUUUAAGACAUGUAAUAGUAGGGAUAGUAUUGAAAUUAAAUGCUAUAGUUACAACUGGCAAAAUUAA